AUGGACAAUGGAGAAAGUAAUAUUGACAAUCCGGAUUCCGGUUCAAGACAAAAUACACCUACAAAAACAAAAUUGAAAAGAGGAAGCGAAGUUUCUAAAAAAGAUAAGCCCAAGCAUCGAUCACAAAAAUUUCGAAAUGAAUGGACAAAAUCUGAAGAUUUUGAACAUUGGAUUGCACCUGUUCCUCAAGAUGAAUACAAAGCAUUUUGCAAGUUUUGUAAAGUACCAAUGGUUGCCGAAAUGUCUGUCUUUAAGUCACAUAAUAUUGGAAAAAAACAUUCCCAACUAAUGAAUGGUAUUAAAACUAAACGCCAACCUUUAAUGUCUUGUUUUACUACACCUCAAGUUGAAGUAGAAGCAAACAUUAAAAAAAAAGAAAAAAUUUCUGUAGCUGAGAUAAGACUGGCUGCUUUUUUUGCGGAACUCAAUAUUUCUUUUUUAACUAGUGAUCAUUUAAUUGAUUUAUUAAAAGAAACAUUUGACGAUUCAGAAACUAUUCAGGGAUUAAAUAUGAAACGUACAAAAACUACUGCUAUUAUAAAAAAUGUAAUUGGCGCAUCACAAAAAGAAGAACUGGCUAACAAACUAAAAAUUUGUAAAUUCAGUAUCAUGACAGACGAAUCAACAGAUAUUGGUACCAUUAAAACAUCAUGUAUAUGUAUAUGUACGCAACCUAUAGACCAGGAUGUGUUAACUGUUAAACUAUUAGUAAUUCGCAGAAGAGAUGACUUUCUGCACAACAACACAGAUAAUCAAUUAGCUGUCAGCACAUUAUAG
This is a messenger RNA of Acyrthosiphon pisum (pea aphid), 777 nucleotides long. RefSeq lists its product as uncharacterized. The record is from RefSeq and is a predicted model, not a curated record. The transcript has a single exon. Lineage: Eukaryota; Metazoa; Arthropoda; Insecta; Hemiptera; Aphididae. Bases 1 to 777 code for a protein of 258 amino acids.